Molecule: messenger RNA, 1681 nt
Organism: Archocentrus centrarchus (flier cichlid)
Lineage: Eukaryota; Metazoa; Chordata; Actinopteri; Cichliformes; Cichlidae
Product: histidine-rich glycoprotein-like
Exons: 7
Coding region: 80-1567 (495 amino acids)
Biological process (GO): negative regulation of endopeptidase activity
Cellular component (GO): extracellular region
Molecular function (GO): cysteine-type endopeptidase inhibitor activity
Source: RefSeq, a predicted model, not a curated record
UCUUUUUGUCUUCACAUCUCUUCUAGAUGCCCGUGUGAGAGACGGUGUGUGAGAGAGAGAGUCAUCCGAGGCCUUUAUCAUGGAGGUCUGUGUGCUGUUAUCACUACUACUGGUGUUGGGGUGUGUGACCAUCAAUGGUGUGCCAUUGGGGCUUCGCCGCAUUGAGCCAGGCUCAUGUGAAGAUCCAUCAACGAAGGCAGCUGCUGAAUUGGCUCUUACCAAGAUCAAUCAGGAUCGGAAGGAGGGCUACAUCUUCGGCCUGCACCGCAUUUCCAAUGCCCACUUAAAGAAAACUGGACAGACCUUUGUGACCUUCUACCUGACUCUGGAUGUUGUGGAGACCAACUGUAGUGUUCUCAGCAAGAAGGACUGGAAGAGCUGUGAGAUUCGUCCCACUCACAACAUGCCGGUAUAUGGUCAGUGUAAAGCUGCUAUCUUGAUUGCUAACACCCAUGGAUUGUUUGAAAUGACGAGACUCCAUGACUAUAACUGUGUAAUCAGACCAGUUCCUGCAGCUAGGGUAUUUGAGAUGUGCCCCGACUGUCCAGCUUUAAUAAACCACGACAGUGAUCAAGUUCAGAAGACUGUGUCCCUCUCUCUGGAGAAGUUCAACAAGGAGAGCGGACUUGCCAAUCGUUUUGCUCUUCUUAAAAUCUCCCGUGCUACUGCAGGGAUGGCUAUCGGUAUGUAUUACAAUGUGGAAUACAGCAUCCAGGAGACCAUCUGCCCCCACAGCGCAAAUGCGGCCACUGAGACGUGCCCCCUCAUGGACUGCGAGUUCGCUCACAAGGGCUUCUGUAAGGGAUCCAUGUACAGCUCUCCCACUGAUGAUGAGAAUAUUGCUGUAGAGUGUGAGAUCUAUGAGCCUGAGGCUGCUCAAAGAGAGAAAAAGCACCACCUGCUGGGCGGAGAGACUGACCACAGCCACAAUGACACGCACUCACUUGGCCAUGACCAAGACCACACACACGCUGCAGAUCAAACACACACACAUGACCAUGCACAUGACCACACCAAGAGUCACUCUCAUCAUGGAAACAACCAAAACCACACUGAUGAACAUGAUCAUCACCACACACACGACCAUGACACAGGCAGUGCCCACAGGCACGCUCACGACCACUCCCACGACCAUGGUGUGAACCAUGAUCACGUGCAUGCUCAUCACGCCAAGGCUCACAACCACACUGGUGACUCUCCCAACCACCACCACGACUACAAGCAUGCUGAUGGUGUGCACACCCAUGAGCAUGACCACGAGCUGGCUCUGGACCACGACCACAAGCACCGUCACCUGCAUGAGCACGAGCACCACCACCAUCACCACCAGCAUAAACAUGAGACCACACACCACGAUAAGCCACGGGGCAUAGUAAAGAUGCUGCCCGCCCUGGGCCAGCCCGUGACCCUGCCUGCCUUCCCUGAUGUUCCUACUGGUGGCCAUGAGGUUGGAGAGGAGGAUUCCUUGACAGACUCAGUCUCACCCCAGUGUCCUGCCCCAGAGGCAGGGCAUCAGCUGGUGGAGAAACUCUUUGCUGAAGACCCCAUGUUCAAGCCAGCUGCAUAAGGUGGCCAGUUAAACUGAUUUAAAAAAUCUAUACAAUGAAGCAAAUGUAACAAAGAAUGAAAAACUAUAUUUAAUUUGAUACAUUUGUAAUAAAAACAUUUAUAGUUUAUAUAA